UAGCGCAGUCGGAAGCUGGAAGCGGGCACAGCCGAGGGCCCUCUACACCGCCGAUCUGGCUUUAGCGCGCAGCUGGAGCUGUGGUGGUCAGGUUGUAGAUGGAGGCGGCAGCCGAGUCUGGGGCCCGGACUUGGCCGGGCAGCGGUUCCCCACGUCUCGGCAGCCCUGCCGGCAGCCCUGUACUGGGCAUCUCAGGCCGCGCACGCCCGGGGUCAGCGCCAGAGCGGACCGGCAGAGCUAUUGGCCCUGCAGCGCCCGGCCACAGCUUCCGCAAGGUGACACUCACCAAGCCCACCUUUUGCCAUCUCUGCUCGGACUUCAUCUGGGGGCUAGCCGGCUUCCUGUGCGAUGUGUGCAACUUCAUGUCCCACGAGAAGUGCCUGAAGCAGGUGAAGACCCCGUGCGCAAGCAUUGCUCCAAGUCUAGUACGGGUCCCUGUAGCCCACUGCUUUGGCUCCCUUGGGCUCUACAAGCGCAAGUUCUGUGUGGUCUGCCGCAAGAGCCUGGAGGUACCUGCGCUCCGCUGUGAAGUGUGUGAGCUGCACGUUCACCCCGACUGUGUGCCCUUCGCCUGCAGCGACUGUCGUCAGUGUCACCAGGAUGGACAGCAGGAUUAUGACACAUAUCACCACCACUGGCGGGAGGGGAACCUGCCUUCUGGUGCACGGUGUGAGGUCUGUAGGAAGACUUGUGGUUCCUCAGAUGUGCUGGCUGGUGUACGCUGCGAGUGGUGUGGUGUGCAGGCCCACUCAGUGUGUUCCACAGCUCUCACACCUGAGUGUACAUUUGGGCGUCUACGCUCCAUGGUACUGCCUCCCUCGUGUGUGCGCCUGUUGUCCCGCAACUUCAGCAAGAUGCACUGCUUCCGUAUCCCUGAGGCCAUGACCCUGGAGCUUGGUGAUGGGGAUGAUGGCCUAGAUGGAAGUGCUGCCACAGGUGUAGGCAGAGAGGUGCCGACAGCUACAGAAUCCACCAAACAGACCCUGAAGAUCUUUGAUGGCAACGACUCCGUGAGGAGAAAUCAGUUUCGCCUGGUUACAGUUUCCCGCCUGGCUCAGAAUGAGGAGGUGAUGGAGGCAGCGCUCCGGGCCUACUAUAUCAACGAGGACCCUAGGGACUUCCAGCUGCAGGCACUGCCCCUAACCACACUCUCCGGCAAUGCCCAGGCCCUGGGGAAGGCUGGGACCACUGAGGAAGAGACUAGCAAAAGCCCUGGGCCCCGGGAUUCCAUGCCUGAGGCCUGGGUCAUCAGGUCUCUGCCUCGUGCCCAGGAGAUCCUGAAGAUCUACCCUGCCUGGCUCAAGGUGGGUGUGGCCUACGUGUCGAUCCGUGUGAACUCACAGAGUACAGCACGGUCUGUGGUUCAGGAGGUUCUCCCACUGCUUGGACGGCAGGUUGAGGAUCAGGAGAAAUUCCAGCUGAUUGAGGUGCUCAUGAGCAGCAGACAAGUCCAAAGGACAGUGCUGAUGGAUGAGGAACCUCUGCUAGACCGACUCUGGGACAUCCGACAGACAUCUGUGCGCCAGGUGAGCCAGACGCGGUUCUACGUGGCUGAGAGCAGGGCCAUGACCCCACAUGUCUCCCUGUUCGUGGGUGGCCUGCCACCUGGCUUGUCCCCCCAGGAUUACAGCAACCUGCUGCAUGAGGCCAUGGCCACCAAAGCUGCUGUGGUGUCUGUGAGUCACGUCUACUCCUUACAAGGUGCAGUAAUUCUGGAUGUCACCUGCUUCGCGGAGGCUGAGCGGCUAUACAUGCUGGCCAGAGACACAGCAGUGCAUGGGCGGCCCCUGACCGCACUAGUGCUUCCAGACGUGCUGCACACGAAGCUGCCUCCUGACUGCUGUCCCCUCCUCGUGUUUGUGAACCCAAAGAGCGGGGGCCUCAAAGGCCGAGAGCUGCUCUACAGUUUCCGGAAGCUACUGAAUCCACACCAGGUCUUUGAGCUGACCAACGGGGGCCCUCUUCCUGGGUUCCACCUUUUCUCUCAGGUGCCCUGUUUUCGGGUACUGGUGUGUGGUGGAGAUGGCACCGUGGGCUGGGUGCUCGCUGCCCUGGAGGAGACAAGGCGCCAUCUGGCCUGCCCAGAGCCAUCUGUGGCCAUCCUGCCCCUGGGUACAGGGAAUGACCUUGGCCGGGUCCUCCGUUGGGGGGCAGGCUAUAGUGGUGAGGAUCCGUUCUCUGUGCUGGUGUCUGUGGAUGAGGCUGAUGCUGUGCUCAUGGAUCGCUGGACAAUCCUGCUGGAUGCUCAUGAGACUGAUAGUACAGAGAACAGUGCGGUAGACACGGAGCCACCCAAGAUUGUUCAGAUGAAUAACUACUGUGGCAUUGGUAUCGAUGCGGAGCUCAGCCUAGAUUUCCACCAGGCACGUGAGGAGGAGCCUGGCAAAUUCACAAGCAGGUUCCACAACAAGGGUGUAUAUGUGCGGGUCGGGCUGCAGAAGAUCAGCCACUCUCGAAGCCUACACAAGGAGAUCCGGCUGCAGGUGGAACAGCAGGAGGUGGAGCUACCCAGCAUUGAGGGUCUCAUCUUUAUCAACAUCCCCAGCUGGGGCUCAGGGGCUGACCUCUGGGGCUCUGACAACGACUCAAGGUUUGAGAAGCCACGCAUAGACGACGGGCUGUUGGAGGUGGUGGGUGUUACGGGUGUCGUGCACAUGGGCCAAGUCCAGGGUGGGCUGCGCUCUGGAAUCCGCAUUGCCCAGGGCUCCUACUUCCGUGUUACACUCCUAAAGGCUACUCCAGUACAAGUGGAUGGUGAGCCCUGGGUUCAGGCCCCAGGGCACAUGAUCAUCUCCGCUACUGCCCCUAAGGUCCACAUGCUGAGGAAGGCCAAGCAGAAGCCCAGGAAGGCUGGCAACAUCAGGGAAACCCGAGUGGACACCUUGCCUGCUCCUGAGAGCAAUCCUUAAUAGAGGAGCCAAGAUGAAGGGUCUCAACUACCCAGCCCUCGUCUUUGGUUCUGUUCCAAUCACACAUUGGCUGGCCAACAGAUGGACUUAGCUAUACCACUGACCAUAACAUCUUCAUGGGUCUUAGGAUGUUACCAUACCUCAUCCCUAUUCAAUGUCAUGUGUAAACCUAGCAGUGGGUAAGUAUUGGCCACUGCUCUUUCUGCCACAGUACUGGUCUAUAUGACAUGGGCAUGGGGCUCUGGCUAGCCUGUCUUCUGCACACGACUGGUCCUUAUAGGAUCAGUGAAGCUGGACCUGUUAGUCACACCCCUUCCUUUAAAACCUCUCUUAGAGCCCGUUGAGCCCAACACUUUUGGAUGCAGGCCAUCCAGGUAGGCCCUCUGAUCUUAUUUUGUGUUCUUUCAAAGCAGCUAGCCCUGUUAGGCCCUGGCCUGGCAGAUACAGAAUGCUGCUUGUUCCUCCUGCCCCCAUCGGGUGGGUGUGGCAUCCUCAAGUCCUCUGGGCUCAUCACCAGACAGCAGUUUGGGCUGAAGAUAUUAGUUGCAAGGUCUCAUCCAGCUGGUGGCUCUGAGCUGAAAAGCUAUACCUAGGGAGGGGAGGCUAGUAAAGUUCAGGUGUCACCCAUGUGUCACAGCUGGAGUGUGAGCCAGGGCCUGAGUGUCCCUCCUCAGCCCUCAAGUGGGCACCUAGUGCCAAGAAGGGACCAGAACAGGGCCAGGUGGAACCUGGUUGAGGAAUGUGUAAAUAACAUCUGUUGUUGUGGAGUGGCUAAAGCUCCCUUAGACUCAACUUAUAGCACUUUAUAUACAUGCUGUUUGCCAGCCUGCAGCCCUUCCUUGUAGAUGUAGAGCUGCUACUCUGGCUCCUACAAACCAAGGUAGCUGUGAUGGCCAGACCUUGCUGGGGGCAUCAGGUUCACAGAAUAAGACAAAGCUGUCUCUUCCAUGCACCCAAGAAUUCAAUUGUCACACCUCAGACCCCAAAGGAGUACACCCCAGAAUGAGCUGUCUAGCUAAGCCUGGUGGUGCAUGUCUGUAAUUCAUUUUUUUUGGAACUAAAGCAAGAGAAUAGCAUGCUCAAGAACUGACUGGGCUGUAGAAUUAAAACCCCUCCCCAAAAGUAAAAAGAUGGGGGAAAUGGGGGCCAAAGAUGUCAGUGGGCCAGCCCCAGAUGGGGAAGGACCUAUGUGGGAAGCAGUCUCUGAUGCUAACCCCCACAAACAAGUAAAUAGGUCUAGAUCCCAGGAGAUUUACCUGGCUGGCAGCUUCAUAGGCCCACUAUGCCAUACCCUCACCUGCUUUUGCCAAAAGUGCAUACAAGUGCAUCAGAUAGCCAUUUGUGUUCUCAGUAUAGAUGUUCCUCAUGUUUACAUCAUUUUCCACGUUCAAAAGAAAUUGUGAUGUAGUUUUUCACUUUUAUUUCAAUCUAUAGGAAUUGUUUGUAAAUUAAGGUCAGUGUAGCAUGUCCUCUGUAUUAGGUGAGACUGUCACUUUGUGGAGUGUGUCCUGUCUCUGUGUGUAAUUUAUCACUACCUGAAUGUGAUCUAACUUAUAUCUGGGCCAAAUACAUUGUGGGCUUUGCUGUCCCGUA
Myodes glareolus (Bank vole) is the source of this 4502-nucleotide messenger RNA. It is a transcript of the gene Dgkq, whose product is annotated as diacylglycerol kinase theta. The record is from RefSeq and is a predicted model, not a curated record. Gene Ontology annotation, cellular component: membrane. Gene Ontology annotation, molecular function: ATP-dependent diacylglycerol kinase activity. Gene Ontology annotation, biological process: phospholipase C-activating G protein-coupled receptor signaling pathway. Lineage: Eukaryota; Metazoa; Chordata; Mammalia; Rodentia; Cricetidae.